AUGUCGGAGCUGACCUUUACCAAAUCAUUUCUGUCCACGCUGGACUCGCGACCUAUCAAGCUUCGCGCUGAUUAUGUCUUCGAUCCAGAGCAAAUUGGACUACGAGUGCCCUACACUCUCCCCCGCCUUUCAGCCCCGCAUCCUCCAAUGCCCAAAAAGGUGAGGUCAAUACAGGCACCAGGCUCAUCCAAAUCAAUCACUGUCCGCGUCAAGUCUGCCCGCAACCCUGCUCUGGAAUUCCUGAUCUCCAACGCCCCUCUCUCGACCACCUCGGUCCAGGACAUCCGGGAUGCUGUGCAGGUGCGCGUCACCGAUGCUCAGGGAGGCCAAGUUCCGCUAGACAAGAUCAAAAUCUUAUACAAACGCAAGCCAGUGACCGGUACCGGGAAGACAUUGGCCGAGGUAUUGGCAGAUGAACCUGCGAUUAUGGCGGGAGGCAAAGAGGUCGAGAUCGGGGUGAUGAUCAUCGGUGGCGCGCAGGUGGUUGAAUCUGCUAUGGCUCAACCAGAGAUUACAGAGAAGCGGGAUGAAUCACCGCCCAAGGCUGCUAUAGGUCCGAGUGGUGAGGAGGUGUUGCAUACAGAGGCUUUCUGGGAUGACCUGCAAGGCUAUCUCGAGCAGCGAUUGAAGGACGAGGAAGAAGCAAAACGGUUGAGAUUGGUGUUCAAGGAGGCGUGGAGCUCAACCAAAUAG
Molecule: messenger RNA, 693 nt
Organism: Penicillium psychrosexuale
Lineage: Eukaryota; Fungi; Ascomycota; Eurotiomycetes; Eurotiales; Aspergillaceae
Exons: 2
Coding region: 1-693 (230 amino acids)
Source: RefSeq, a predicted model, not a curated record